Molecule: messenger RNA, 780 nt
Organism: Rhagoletis pomonella (apple maggot)
Lineage: Eukaryota; Metazoa; Arthropoda; Insecta; Diptera; Tephritidae
Exons: 1
Coding region: 1-780 (259 amino acids)
Biological process (GO): regulation of transcription by RNA polymerase II
Cellular component (GO): nucleus
Source: RefSeq, a predicted model, not a curated record
AUGUUAAGCUUAAAAGUCGAUGUAGCUGCCAGAAUGGGGAAGAGUAUAUUGGGAAUAAAUAUCCAAUAUAUUAAAGAUUUUAAAAUUGUGAUAAACACAAUUGGCAUGAUACAAUUGAAAAAGAGGCAUACAUCACAUUUUUUAAAAGAGGAAAUAUUAAAAUGCUUGCAACAAUUCGAUAUUGAUCUUACACAAAUAUAUUCAACUACUUCGGACAACGGGGCAAACAUGUUAAAAGCUUCAAAACUACUUCAACAAGACAUGAUAGAUUUACAAAAUGAUGAAUGCGAAACGACUUCAGAAAAUGAGAAUGAUGACUACGAAUUAGUACACAAUCGCUUGAAUUCAGUACUGGCAGUAGUAAGAUGUGCCGCGCACACAAUUCAAUUGGCGGAAUAUGAUUCUUUCAAGGAAAUGCAAAAUAAACUGGAGGAGUGCAGGAAAAUUGUGAAACUACUUAGGGCUAGCAUAAGAAGUUGUAUCAACUCUGCGGAUAUACGUUUGCCACCAAUUGAUAAUAUAACUCGAUGGAACUCAACAUUUGAAAUGAUAGAAUCCCUUUUGAAUUUUAAACAGCAUAUUAAUGGAAACGAUAUGGUAUUUUCUAUUGACUGUGAAAUUGAUUGGAACUCCAUAGAAGACUUUGUCAAUGCAUUUACACCAAUGGCGCAAUGUACCAAACAACUUCAAGCUGAACAAUACAUUAUCGGCGAUUUUUACAGAGACUGGCUUGUAUGUGAAGCAAAAUUAAAAAAAAGGCUGAAAAUGCGUUUGCAAUAA